AUGUCUAUAAAUCAUGGGCGACCGGAGCACUAUGGUCCGCCUGAGCUGUAUUAUAAUGAAUCUGAAGCAUGUAAAUAUGCGUCGAGUUCACACACGGUAGCAAUCCAGACAGAAUUGGCUGAGCGAGCGCUUGAAUUACUGGCUCUCCCUGACGAUAAGCCAGCUUUUCUUUUAGAUAUUGGUUGUGGAACUGGUAUCAGCGGCGGUGUGUUGGCGAAUGCUGGUUACCAUUGGGUGGGACUGGACAUCAGCGGGCCCAUGCUGGGUAUAAUACAAGUUCACUUUGCUAUUAUCCGUCAAAUAGCUAGUCGCGAUGACGAAGAUAGGGAUAAUAUGGGUGAUUUUAUAUUGUCAGAUAUGGGUACUGGAGUGCCAUUUAUGCCUGGGACUUUUGAUGGAGCGAUUAGUAUAUCGGCCAUUCAGUGGCUAUGUCAUGCGAACUCAACUGAACAGAAUCCGAAAAGACGUCUACAUCGAUUUUUCCAAACGCUGUACGGUUGUCUAGGUCGGGGAACUCGAGCUGUGUUCCAGUUUUAUCCAGAAAAUCAACACCAAUCUGCUCUUAUAAUGUCACUUGCAACAAAAGCUGGGUUUAAUGGAGGUCUUGUUAUUGAUUAUCCGAAUAGUACCAAGGCAAGGAAGGUUUAUCUCGUUCUAAUGACUGGUGGUGUCGUUCAGCUGCCACGAGCACUAACUGGUGAAGAAGAAGAGAUUGAAAUGCGGCACAGUGUAGAAAAUACAGAGAGAGUGUUUGCGGCGUCAAGAAAGAAAGAGAAGAAACCAGUGAAGGGCUCGAGAGAAUGGAUUCAGAAGAAAAGAGAAAGAAUGAUAAAACAAGGACGGUUCGUUUUUUUUCCUUCCUUUCUCUGA
Messenger RNA from Angiostrongylus costaricensis, 870 nucleotides. The record is from the annotation of a GenBank genome assembly. NCBI's taxonomy places the organism in Eukaryota, Metazoa, Nematoda, Chromadorea, Rhabditida, Metastrongylidae.